UAUGUAUAUUUAUUAAAAAGACAAUUAUGAGGAAAUCAUAAGGGUUGUUACAACAAGACAACUGUCUCAGGACUUUAUGCCAGUAGCUUAAGUACGGAAUAACAUUUAACCCAGUGAUCAAGAGACUCGCGAACAAACUGCUGACAACAAAGUUUCGGCAUUUCAUCGUCACGCAAAAACGCACGACAUAACGAUCUUUCUUAUACAUAUAUAUAUAUAUUAGACAAAAAAGAAAAACGAAACGAGGAAGUGCAACAAGUAGUAGCGUCGCCUAGUGUUAGUUUACUACCGUGGUAAUAAUUGAGCCUCGACUGCUGUAGUGAGGUCCGAUCUGACCGGAUCGACAUAAUCGUUGCAACUCGUUUUCUCUUCUCCCUUUCGCGCACGAGAUUGUGCUCUUGAUUUCCAUUUGUUACGACGAAGCAUAAUAAAAAUAAAAAAGAAAGAAAGAAAGAAAGAAAAAAGAGAAGACAGACAGACGAUCGGUAUCGGAGUGUGACGCGCGUGACAUACAAAACGAUCGAGAUCAAAGGUGAGAUCUCGCUAUAGCAGUUACUCCUCUAAUCAAAUUCAGUGAUAGCAGUUGAGAAUAAACAUCGAAAAGAAUAAGUAAAUAAACAAAGUUCUCCGAGCGUUCCCGCGCACGCUACGGGCCGUUUGCUAUGUUUCCGAUUGUAAUUUCGAGUCCGUUAUUAUAUACGCGUGUCUUGUGACUCAAUUUUAAACGAGGAGACCCGCACGGAUACGCAAAGUUGAUAAGCGUUGGCUGACACACCAGCGUACAUCGAUCGAGAGGACGUACAGAAUAGGACGUGCGCCUUGUGACGCUCAAUUACGAGCAUACGCGAUGGUCCUUCAAACAUACUCUCUUUCUCAUACAUACACACACACACACACACACACACACGCAUAUACAGGUUAUAAAUAACAAUUAUUAUAACGGCUAUAGACCCAAAUAGCCUUAUUCUAAAUGGACAGGAGAAAUGUCAAUAUUAAAAGAGACGGUCGGUAGCGAUACAACGUAGGAAAGAAGAAAAGAAUUGUACCGUAUAUACGCACUGUUGUCCGUACUGAGAUAAAAGCGAAAUGUGAAAGACGUUUUAGAGCGAAGAAACUCACAAUCGCAAUCGAGAGAUAUAUAAUAAUGAACGUGUCGCUGUACUUACACGAUAGAAUCCAAUAUGAUCCGCCUAUCUUCCGUUAUUGUUACUUAAGGGUUUUAAGAUGAGAGAUAUUGACUGUUCAUAAUUUUGUUGUCUCGUCAUUUUGUCAAGUCUAGCGAUCGGUGCAUCGACACACGAAAGGAAUUGUCAUUCCUGUAUAUAGAGAGCAUUGAUUUCAUAUCUUUGUAAAUAAUUCGAGCUUUCGGUCUACUUCUCCAUUUCUAUUUCUCUCUCUUUCUCUCUCGCUCUUUUUCUCUUCCUCUUUCUCUCUCCUCCUCCCCUCUCUCCCUCUCUCAAGUUUAUUUAGAACACACAAUAUUCCCAGCGAUCACAGUUGAUUUUUCGAGCCUGUCGUUAUUUAUAUCUGCCGUCGGGCGUCGGGGCUACCGAGAAGAAGAUGAUGAUGAUGAUGAUGAUGAUGAUGAUGAUGAUGACGAUGACGAUGAUGAUGAUGAAGAAGAAGGGAUAUUAUCCGGUUUUGUCGUUUUAUAUGUGUAUAGGAAAAGAAUGACGAAUAUCAUUAUACAUAUAUUAUUUUUACCGAGUAUCGAAAUGUACGGCAUUCUGCGCGACAAUAGAUUAUGUAUUAUGUAUACAGAUUGUACGAAUGACUAGCAUUUUUUACAUAAGCGGAUAGUUAUCUUUUUAACCCUGUAUAACCCAGCAUAAUUUCCAAGUAAUAAUCUUCACGGCCGGAGGAUUGUCAUGUUGCUCCAACGGAGGCCGGUUGAUCGACUCUUUUGACGGUGGUUUUUAUUCAAAAGCGACAUCGUAGAGAAACGGCGUCAAUUACUUGUCGUGUAUAGAAUGAGCGCUACGCUAAACAUUCUAUAGUAAUAAUAAUGAUAAUGAUAAUAAUUGGGUUAUAAAGGGUCGAAGGAACACAGCGUUCUAGGCACGCUAUUGUUAAUCUGUAUUAACAUACGAACAAUACGAUUAUAUUAUUCGUCACUUCGCAAGCAAUUAGAUUUAGCGCCUUCUCUCUCUCUCUCUCUCUCUCUCUCUCUCUCUCUCUCUCUCUCUCUGUCUCUUUUUUCCCUCUCUCUCUCUUUCUCUCUCUCCUCCUGUCGUGUUAUUUAUAACAUACGCAUCGUUUGCAAUAUUUAUUAAAGAAUAUAUAGCAAAAUAUUAUUUGCGCCUUGGAUGAGAGUUGUACUUUAUUGUAAAUUAUCGCGUGCGAGCUAAUUAUUAGCGGAAAGGAGACCAAACCAUGUAUUUAGUAUCUCGAGCCGUAACAAACGCCUAUAUAUGUAGAUUUUAUAGUAUUUAUAUCGUUUGUCUUAUUCUUUCUCGUGUGACUACCAAAAAGAGGGUAGUAAGACGUACAUUAUAUUUUUUAUUUUACUCAUUGGGAAUUUUCAUUUUCCUAUGUAGAAGAACUAUAUUAAUAAAAGUAAAAGCUUAUACCUUUUGUAUUUUCGAAUGUCUCUACAUGUCGAAAGAUUUUCGAACAAAGUUUCAAAGUGUUCUCUUAUUCUUCCUGAGGUGUCAUAACCUACAUGUCAUAACUAUGUAAAUCUCCCGAGUAUACUGCAAUACUGUCAAAUUUCUCAUUUGUUGGCGAGUUUUUGCGUAAAAUUUCAUGUCAGAAUUGGUUAUGUGCAUAAUGGAAUGGUUGUAUGUGUUAUCGAAAAAACGUUCAUAACUUGACGAUAUGUAAAUACAUGCUUUUGACGUCUCCUUCCACAUGCCUGUGCGUCAUAAACUUCGUAAUAAUCAGUGCGUAAUUAACAUGCGUGAACUCGAAAUUCUUGCAUGAAAGCAGUGAACUUAUCUCCACGUUAUCUUCAGGUGCAGCAAAAUUGCACCAGACAGAAGUCUGGGGUGGUUCUCAUUCAAACUGCCAUUAAUCUAAUCAAUAUGUAUGCCGUUGAAAGCGACCAAUCAUAGAGCCAACGUGAUGGAUGGUGAAACGAAGGAGUGGCCACUGUGUGUGAAGUUUUACGAAAGAACGAUUCGGCGUUAUGAUUGGUUAGAAAUGUAUGCAAGGAGGAUGGAACAGCCGCAAAUGUGUGUGACUAUCUUGUUUAUUGUGUAGUGAAGAACUGUCUUCUCCUUCGUGUUGUUUAUAUUUUAUUGCAUUUUAGUGCCUCUCCACUUAUGAGUGGAGAAGUGGUUUCUAGUAUCAAUGGAUUAGAUAUUUGACAUUUACUAAAACUUGUAGUGGAUAUCUCGUAAUACGGUGAUGGAAACAACAAGAAAGAAAUUAAACACUGAGUUAUUUCAAUAUUGUUCGUUACUGUCUACAUGAUCUGUAAUAAACCGCAAAUUUUGGCAUUUAAGUUAAUGUUAAAAUAUUGUUAGGCGUCUAUUAUGGAAAACAAAAGUUGCAAUAAUUUUAUUAGUUAUGUAGGACUCGAAGAGCAUGAGAUUCAGACUUUGAGUUCCAGUCGACGCAAUUCCUUAAUUGAAAAUAGUAUAAAAUUAUUACCAGGAGAAGUUCUUAUUGCUGAAGCCCAAAGUGUUCUUAUGUUUUCACCAGUCAGUGAUUUGAAGCAAGGCAUAUCAGGUGUACUAUCAGUGACUAAUUUUAAACUUACCUUUAUUACAAGCGAUGAUUCAAAUGGGGAGGAUGUUACUCACCAACAAAAUCAUCUGUAUGGUUAUACAGAUACAUGUUUGACAAAUAUUGACGAAAUUUAUAUAAUGGUGGGUGACAAGAAAAGGAAACUAGUUCCUGGUAAUACAGUACCCUCUAAAGUAAAAGGAAUAUUCAUUAUUUGUAAAAACUUAAGAACAUGGUCUUUCUCCUUCAAAUUUUCACCUCUUGGGCAUGGUAAGAAUCUUCUUACUGCUUUGCUGCAUCAUGCUUUUCCUAGCAGGCAUCAGCUAUUGUUUGCUUAUGAUUAUAAGGAAGCAUAUUAUAGUAGCCUUGACAAAAAUGUUCAACUGUUUCGAGAUAUAUCGGAUUGGCAAAAUGAAUUAAGAAGAACACUGAGUAAUGAUCAAAUAAGGAAAGCUUGGAGACUGUCCACUGUUAAUGCCAAAUUUCAGCUUUGCCCUAGUUUAUCGCAAUACGUAAUCGUACCUGCUUCUGUAACCGAUCGUCAGUUAACAGACGCGGCUAAACAUUUUCAAGGUAACAGACCUCUAGUGUGGUCUUGGACGAGUGUAUAUGGAGCAGCGUUAGUAAAAAUGUCUGAAUUGUUACCAACGAUAACAGAGAGGAGGCACGAAAACAUUAUGUUUGAAAAUAUUCGUAAGAGCCAUCCUCAGAAGAUGCAGCCAGUUGUUAUUGAAUUAAAUAAAGAAAUUAAUGUAAAGCUAAUAGCUGUAGGUUUUUCUAAAUUCAUUAGUUUAUGUUCAGCAGAAAACAUUAGACAAUUUUGGGUUCAAGAUAAUAAUUUUUACUCGUUGUUAGAAAAUACAAAGUGGCUUAAAUAUAUAUCGUAUUGCUUGCAAAAAGCAGCCGAUGUCUGUGACCGUCUUAAUUUAGGAUACUCCGUCAUCUUGCAAGAAGGUGCCGGUAGGGAUUUAUGCUGCGUUAUAUCCAGUUUAGUUCAACUAUUACUGGAUCCUCAUUUUCGUACCAUCACGGGAUUUCAAUCGUUAUUACAAAAGGAAUGGGUUGCUGGAGGUCAUCCGUUUUGCGACAGAUUAGGUCAUAUUGUUAAAACUAAUUCGGAAAAGUCUCCGUUGUUUCUCCUGUAUCUCGAUUGCGUUUGGCAAUUGUGUCAACAAUAUCCGACAGAAUUCGAAUUUACGGAAACCUACUUGACAACGUUAUGGGAUACUGCGCACGUUUCUAUUUUCGACACCUUUAUCUUCAACUGCGAAAGAGAUCGGGCAGUGGCAGCUAUGGAUCCCAAUACGCCUCUCGUUCUACGUAGCGUUUGGGACUGGCGGGAACAGUUCAGCGAUCAAGACAUCUUGUUGUUUUAUAAUCCUCUAUUCGUCCCUCGCGAUACCAGCAGAACGAACAGCAGAGCGGUCAUAAAACCUUCCUGCGCUAUUUCCAACUUGGAACUUUGGACGCAGUGCUACUUUCGUUGGAUACCGGCGCUCGAGAUUCAUAAUGGCGGGCAGAGGCACGUCGAGCUCUACGUCAGGUUGCUCCAGAACGACGUGAAUCAACUGAAAAUCAACAUAAACGGUAAUUGCGGCUCACCUGUGGACAAAGUCGGUAUCUACUCCCUUCACACGAACAUCGAUAGCUUUUAUCCCUUCAGCAAUAAAAGAUCGGGCAACACGGUCAGCACCCCGAUCAUGAAUAGUUCGAUUCUCAUAACGGAGAGCCUAUUAGACGCACAAUCAUUGAUAACUGCGACUGACUGAUCGAACGCUGACUGUCGUAUACAAUUCAGGACGUACCUGAUUACAUUCCCCUCUUCCUCCUUCCUUUUACGGAAUCUAAUAGCGCGAAGCUAUCUUCUAGGUGAUUUUUCCUUUAGCAUUAAAUCGCACGUCGCAUUCUUUUAUAUAGCUCGUUAAGUUUCAAUAUUAAUUAUCAUAGUAAUUUAUUCUCUUAAGUUAAGACUCUGUUAAAAACCAACGAGCAUUUGAAUGAAGUAGUGCGCAAAGAGCUUCUUCGGUGGCUUUUUUUUUCUUUUAUGUAAAAAAAAACUAUCGGCUUCUUUAUUGAAGAAUUUGGAACAUUUUAUAGUUGAAGAAAAAGGAUGAAUUUUCGAAAACGAUAUAAAUACUGAAGUUAUUUAAUUUUUUGUCACUCGAUAUGAAUCUAUAUUAGAAGGUAGAUUUUUUAUGUUUCUCAGAAAAUAGGUUUUUAGCGUUAAUAGUCGCAGUCGAGUGCAGCUUGCGCCUUUUUUCGCAAAACUGUAGAAAUAUUUGUAUUUCCACGAGCUUUAUGUAUACUCUGAUAAUGAAUAUUAGAUAUUACCAAGUUGAAUAAUUUUAAGAAACGCUUAACGACGGCAAAACAUCGAUACUUGUACAUAAAUUGCAACGCGAAUAGAAGAAAAAAUAAAUGAUUUUGACUACUUUCGAACAUCUUUACAUUGUUACAAGUCGACAAAUAAAGUUUGUAAAUAGACAUG
This is a messenger RNA of Harpegnathos saltator (Jerdon's jumping ant), 6157 nucleotides long. Its product is annotated as myotubularin-related protein 10-B. The transcript is spliced from 10 exons. Gene Ontology annotation, cellular component: membrane; cytoplasm. Bases 3477 to 5438 code for a protein of 653 amino acids. The record is from RefSeq and is a predicted model, not a curated record. Gene Ontology annotation, biological process: phosphatidylinositol dephosphorylation. Lineage: Eukaryota; Metazoa; Arthropoda; Insecta; Hymenoptera; Formicidae.